Messenger RNA from Colletotrichum acutatum, 942 nucleotides. RefSeq lists its product as uncharacterized. NCBI's taxonomy places the organism in Eukaryota, Fungi, Ascomycota, Sordariomycetes, Glomerellales, Glomerellaceae. The transcript has a single exon. The record is from RefSeq and is a predicted model, not a curated record. Bases 262 to 906 code for a protein of 214 amino acids.
GACUUGGCAGCAUGGGAGGGGAACGGAUGUGGCGAUCCCAAAGAAUAGCACCGUUGGAAAGACCCAAGAUGGUGGGAUCCGUGUCGCUCAAAGGACCUUUCCAGGACCCUGCCUGCAUCGUUGGGGUUGCUCGCUAACCACUGCUUUCACGACCCGUGAGGCCAUAUGCAGGGCAGCUUCCACAUGGACUAACAACGCGCUGGGUAGGAGUGGUAAGGUACCACUCACACCAUAUGGGCCGGAGAUCGACUCUCCAGGCCGAUGCUACCUUACGUGCUCAAGAUGGAAGGCUUCUUGGAUGGCGCAGCGUCCGUCUCCGGCUGUAUGCGGGGGUCUUCUUCAAAUGCGGGGCGACGUCAUUCCAAAAACACCUGGUCUGGUGGCCUGGCCAUUGCUCUUGGACAAGCUCCCUCGCCUGUGGCCGAUAGUAAUGCCACCGGGGUCCGAUGUUUCCUGCUCUCCUCUGAUCCAGAUGAUCUUCAACGUGGCGGGGUUAAGGUCUUCGACGGUCUCGACCCGAUCUCUAAACUCAUUGUUCUGCAUUCUGGCCGUCCCAAAAUGUGUUCUUUGAGAAAAGUCGAACCGUCCCCGAUGGUACCGGCCAGGCCGGUUAGCGCUGCAGGCCUGGAUUCCCGCCAUGUCUCACUUAGUGCCAGGCAUUUUAAACUCAAUAGAAUCGUAAGCAGCAAUUCUCGGGGUCUAGGAUCGAACGACUGCCCGCGCGUGUACGUUGAGAGGACAUCAAUUGGUGCGCUCUAUCUCCAAAGACUUAGCCAUUUCCGGAACGCCGCUACCAACACAGUGACAACCGCCAGGCUGCUGCCAGAACCCAUCCUGGCCGUCUUCGAGUCUGCCCAGUACCUAAUCAAGCCCAACUUAGAUGUGCAGAAGGGGAUACAAGCUUAGACAAAGAAGAACCUUGUGUGCGCGCUACCAAGCGUG